CAGGGCGAUCGCUCACACCUAUCUAUGAACUCUGAAUUAGCAAUAGUGUUUCCAAUACGACUCACUGUAUACAAAUUGAAUUAAAUUUGUUGUCCUGUAUGUGGACCUAUCAUGUCAACGUCAGUUAAAACUUACCGUUGCACCUAAACGACCGAAAUGUAAUCAAGUGCAUGUGUGGGUGCCUCAUCGAUCGUAGUUAUUGUGUGCGUGUGUUUGUUUACCUAUUAUGUGCAUGUGUGUGUGCGUGUCGCGCUUGUGUAAAUCAGCCGCCAGACCAAAAAUCAACUGACACGUGCUUGAAAUAUUUUUGUGUUUAUCAACGUGAGGCGCAUUAUCAACAGCAACAAAAACAAGAAAAGCCACAACAACAAAACCAAAACGAUAGCUACUACACGUUGCCAUCAACAUAAAAAUUGGAUUAUUUGCGUGCCUUUGUGUCUGUUUAUAGAAACGAAACGGCCAGGCAAUAAUUACAACAAUCAGAGUACCACAACAACACUAUUGGAAUGGCCUUUCAACGCAGCUACAGCAAAGUCUGGUGGGGCUCCGACAAUUAUCUGGGGGGCAGCAGCUUCACCGGUGGCGGUUACUAUUCACAAUACGCUCAACCAACAGUGCAGCCAGCGUCACUGGACAGCGCCCUGCAACAGCAACAACAACAUCAACAACAACAACAGGAGCAACAACAACAACCCCAACAGAUUGAACCGCACACUUUCAAAACAUACGGGAUUGGAAAUCUUUCGUGCAUUCAGGAAGUGGAAGAUGAGCAGAAUAGUUCGAAGCUCUCGUGGCAUAAGCAUGACAGUCCUGGCAGCUUGCGUAGUCAGGAUUCGGGUUUCUCUGACAACGAGGAAUCGCACAGCUCUCGCCCAGCCACAACCUCCACAGCCUCCACAACCUUCACCACAACAGCUCCAGUGACGCCUAACUCUAAGUGCAACAGUAGCGAUGCUUCAUCCUCACCCACCUCGGUGCGGUCUGUGGCCACACCACCCACAGUAGUACGUCGCGUUGGAAACUCGUCAUUCUACUCGCCUCUUGUGAGCGUCACACGACGCAUUUCCUUCAGCGGCGCAUCACUCGCAUCCAUAUCCUCCGAUGCGGAAUUGGAGGCCAGCCGCAGCAAGUUGUUUGAGCAAUUGGAUAACUUGCAGUUGAGCCAAAACAAGAAGCAACGGCAGCUGCAGUUUGACGACGAGCACAAUGAAGAAGAGCAUGAUGAAGAUAGGCCGAAUACCCAGAUGCUGGAGGCGACGCCGCCUCGUGCCACAGCCCGUCGUCGCAAACGUGUUGUGCGAAAAUCUACACAGCCGCUUUCGCCGACCCAUAAAAGACACAGCAAACAAAUAGAGGCGGAGGCAGAUUCGGAUGAAGAUUCACCUCCGCCACCGUACAAUAAUGAGACGGUAUAUUUGGGGGAGGCGCCGCCACCCUACAAUAAUGAAACAGUCCUGCUAGGAGCGGGCGAAGAGCACGAACAAGAGGAUGCUAACCUCACUCUCAAAUUUGAGGCGUCGCCGUUGCGCCUGAGUUCUGCACGGUUUACGGCGAGUACAAGCACACCAAAUGCGAGGGCUGUAGCCACAAAAGAACGACCUUCCUUUGAUGUACCGCUCCCCUUCACAUCUUCUGUGCAGAGUUGGCUGCAAUCGGAGCGCUGGAGCUGCGAGCAGGAAGUCAUGUGCACUCUGCAAACAAAGUCCAUCGCCCAGGAGGCCUACAAGAACUUUACGAUCACCACCAGUGCAGUGGCUAAGCUCAUUCGUCAGCUUCAGCAACAGUCGCUAGCACUCCAAGUUGACUUCGAGCGCAACGAGCGCGUGUUGAGUGGAGUCCAACCCGCUGGCACACUCCAGGAAGCGCUUUCGGGCGCCAGUCAACUACUGGCCCAUCUUUCGGACUUCAUACGCGUUCUGGAGCGCCGUGCAAUCUUCUUCAGUGAGGCGAGAGUGGAGCGAAGACGCUACGAGCAGCAUCUAGAACAGAUUAGGAUUAUAAUUAAGGACACGGGCUAUUCCCUGGAACGUCAGCAUUACAUCAAUCUCGAAUCCCUGCUGGAGGACUUGCAGCUCUUGAAGCGUUACACACUGAUCACCAUUCGUCUGAUUUUGGAGCGCCUAGUGCGCAUUUUGGUUUUGAGCAUCGAGCAGAGCCGCUGCGAUCUGCUGCUGAGGGCUAACAUUAACAUGGUGGCCACACUGAUGAACAUCGACUACGACGGCUUUGCAUCUCUCACAGACGCAUUUGUACAGAACGAGGCGGUGCGGGCAUUACUCAUCAUUGUUCUGGAUCACAAGCUCAGCUCUGUGCGUGCUCUGGCUUUGCGCGCCUUGGCCACUCUUUGCUGUGCUCCAGAGGCCAUUGCCCAGUUGGGCACCUGUGGAGGCAUUGAAAUUGUGCGGGACAUUCUUCAGGGUGGCCAAAAGCGAGGUGACAUUGAGCGACGAGAGGCAGUUUCACUGCUGGCUCAGAUUACGGCCGCCUGGCAUGGCACGGAUCAUCGCGUGAACGGACUAAAGGACUGCGCCGAGUCCCUAAUUGCCGGCUUGUCUUCGCUACUAACGCCCCAGUGCUGCCCACAGACUUUGCUGCUGUGCGCUGCCGCCCUGAACAACCUUAGUCGCAUGGAGAUAACCUCACACUACUCCAUUAUGUCGAACGAGGCUAUUUUCAAGUUGAUCGACACCCUGGAACAGCAGCAGGAUUGCCCACAGGCCAGUGUGUUCCUCUAUGAGCAAAUCGUUGCGAUGCUGCACAAUAUGUCGCUGAACAAGAAGUGCCACAGUCACUUGGCGAACGGCAUCAUCAUAAAUUUUAUCACGUCCGUUUACCAAGCGGAGUUCUACAAGACAUACGGCUCACGUGCCGAGUGUGAAUCGCAGCGGCGCAGCAUCAAGGCAAUUCUCCAUACGCUCACACGUCUCGCUCAGGACUCCCCGGCGCUGGCCGCCGAGCUAUUGGAGCAGUGGCGUUUGCCAGAUCUGCUGCAGCAGUCGCUGGCUUCUAUCCCUUCGGUGGGGACGACGAGCUCCCUCCUGGACAACAGUGGAGUGCACAGUCGUGACAUCUCGCAGUUGGCGCGACAAUUGCUGCAUGCCCAUCGGCAGGAGCAGUUACUGCUGCAGACCACCCAGUCACCAUCCUUGUUCAGCAGUGGCCACCAGACGCCCGAGGCACAGACCAGUGCCAGUCUGUCAAAAGCGGCGCCAGCUUCCGGUCUCAAAUUCAAUUUAACACGUCAGGAGAGUUUCGUCUAGCAAUCCGAACCUUCAACGCCCACCUGAAGGUGAGGUGGAGUUAGGAGUUAGGAAAUGGUCACGGCCGUAGGACGUGCGUCAAGUGUUAAUGUCCCAUUUAGAGUGCGCUUUUCUCUUUUCUUGUAAAUAUAAACAAAAUGGUUUUUAUAUUUGUAUCUAAGAAAAGAGGACACAAGACAUGCAGAGAAGGCCAACGAAAGCUUGCUAAUUUUUGUAGUUGUGCAAAAAUAGGACAAAGCCAUUCCGCUUUAUCGUUUGUUCAGUCUCUCUCUCUCUCUCUUUCUCGUUAUAUAUAUAUUUACAUACAUAUAAAUCUAUAUAUUUAUAUAUCUGCUUACUCGAUUAUUAAGGUAAACCGUACUUGCUGUUAAUUGAAGUUCAGCCUGAUUGUUGUUUGAUUCGUGUAAGGAUCAAAUAUUUUAUUGCAGUGCUACAAUAAAUAUAUAUCUUUGUAUUUAACAUGGAUUGAAGAAAAUACCAAAAUUUAGAUAUUAAGUCAACUAUGUGCCAAAUAUCAAUAUAAUAAUGGGAUUGUUAAAUAUAAGAAAGAAAACAACAUUUGUAUUAUAGAAACCAAUUGUAUAUUGUAUAUUUGUUGUAAAUAGGAAACAUUAAACAUUUACUUUAAUUUUGUUCA
This is a messenger RNA of Scaptodrosophila lebanonensis, 3897 nucleotides long. RefSeq lists its product as uncharacterized. Gene Ontology annotation, biological process: apical protein localization; regulation of asymmetric cell division; establishment of mitotic spindle orientation. Bases 507 to 3260 code for a protein of 917 amino acids. The transcript has 4 exons. Gene Ontology annotation, cellular component: apical cortex. The record is from RefSeq and is a predicted model, not a curated record. Gene Ontology annotation, molecular function: cytoskeletal adaptor activity. Lineage: Eukaryota; Metazoa; Arthropoda; Insecta; Diptera; Drosophilidae.